AUGGUAAAGGAUUCAGAGGAGGCAGACACAGCCUCAGGGACAGUAGAUUCCAGAGAAACAUCACACUUAAGGUUUAGGACAUUGGACAAUGAGAAUUGUCAAUGGCCAUUUAUGGAGAUCCACAGGUUGAGGCAGUUGAAGAAGCAUGAGCUGGAUUAUCCGACUCAUGAUUUAAGGCUUGCUGUAGUGAUCUUUAUAUUGAAGCCUAGAGGCACUACUUGUGUGAAGUUGCUUAUCGAAUCCUUACCAAUCAUAAGAGAAUGGAAAUGCGAGUGCAUUACAAGGGAUUUGAUAUUCAAGCUUCCUCCCACAAUUCAUAGACAUGAUGGGAGUUUGCAUGGGGCACUAGUAUCGAUUGUAUCUGAAAAAGACCCACGGUUCACUUCAAGGGAAAUUGGAAUGAGUAUCUACCUUUGGCAGAGUUCAUCUACAACAACAGUUAUUGACAUGUUGCCUUAUGAGGCAUUGUAUGGGAAACAAUGCCGGACAUCAUUAUGUUGGAAUGCCAUGGGUGAAAGGAAAGUUCUAGGUCCCGAGAUUAUACAAACGACAAUAGACAAGGUCAAUACUAUAUGGGUCAGGUUGAAAGCAGCACAAAAUAAGCAAAAGAGCUAUGCGGACCUACAUAGAAAGGAUUUAGACUUCAAGGUUGGUGAUCGGGUAUUCCAGAAACUCUUUCCUUGGAAAGGCAUAGUACGAUUUGGAAAGCGAGGGAAGCGAAAUCCUCGUUACAUUGGACUGUAUGAGAUAAUUGAGAGGAUAGGUCCAGUGGCUUACAGUUUAGACCUGCCAAAGGAGCUUUCUCGAGUCCAUGAUGUAUUCCACAUCUCCAUGCUCUACAAGUAUAUCUCAGAUCCAUCGCAUGUGUUGGAGACACCAGAGUUUGAGUUGAGAGAUGAUCUAUCCUACGAGGAGCAGCCAAUGCAAAUUCUAAGUAGAGAAGAGAAAAAGCUUUGCAACAAGACCAUACCAUUAGUGAAGGUCCUUUCGAGAAAUCAUCUAGUCAAGAAGGCAACUUAA
Ziziphus jujuba (common jujube) is the source of this 1020-nucleotide messenger RNA. RefSeq lists its product as uncharacterized. The transcript has 5 exons. Bases 1 to 1020 code for a protein of 339 amino acids. Lineage: Eukaryota; Viridiplantae; Streptophyta; Magnoliopsida; Rosales; Rhamnaceae. The record is from RefSeq and is a predicted model, not a curated record.